Molecule: messenger RNA, 1468 nt
Organism: Rana temporaria (common frog)
Lineage: Eukaryota; Metazoa; Chordata; Amphibia; Anura; Ranidae
Product: carcinoembryonic antigen-related cell adhesion molecule 1-like
Exons: 7
Coding region: 132-1127 (331 amino acids)
Cellular component (GO): membrane
Source: RefSeq, a predicted model, not a curated record
UUCCCCUCCUCCGCUCUUCCCAGCAACCACAGGAAAUACACCUGUUACUGUUACCUGCAAGAUCACCGGCCAGUGACAUGUCUCCGAGCCCCUGAUCACCACCACCCUGACCUCCACCACCUACCCGGGACAUGGGCUAUGCCAUCCUGACUGCCACCCUUCUCCUCCUAAUACAGUACGGCAGAGAAGGGGCAGCAGUGACCGCCAACAGCAACUCCACCCUUAAUGUGCUAACUGGGAAUAAUAUUAGCCUGAACAUCUCAUAUACUACCCCACCUUUAACAGUCACGUGGACGAUAAAUGGUGUGGUACAGGCCAUAUGGAUCAACAAUAGUAAGCCUCAAGUGUUCCAGAGCUAUGCCGACAGGCUGUCCCUUCUUGAAAAUGGGUCACUGCUUCUUGCAAAAUCUACAAAAAAAGACAACGGGAGUUACAUCGCCACCAUCACUGUGGUAGGGGAACCGCAGGCCACUCUGACUUUCCAAGUAAAAAUCUAUGACCCGGUGGUGAAUGUCACAGUGGUCCAGUCCCCUCAGGUGGUCAGUGGGAACACGGCGGUCAAUUUGUCCUGCAAAGCAUCUGGUGACGUAGAACUUGUCUCUUGGACGAAGAACGGACAGAUCGUGGGUAACAGUGACCCCUACAGUCUACUGGAUGGGAACUAUACCCUACAGAUUAAAAACCCAGAUUCCACUUAUAGUGGAAACUACACCUGCAACGCGUCCAAUCCGGUCAGCUGGAGCGAUGCAUCAUGGGGACUUACCAUUCCAUACACUCUUAGUGGGGGAGCCAUAGCCGGGAUUGUGAUUGGCUCGGUAGCGGGAGCUAUACUGCUCAUCCUUCUCAUUGUGCUUCUGGUGUUUUGUAUACGGAAGAGAAAACAUGCAUUAGGAAAAAAGAAGAAGACUGAAAAGCCGCAACAUAAAGAUGUUCUACGCACAGUUUCAGGAAAUACACUAUCACCAGAUGACCCCGCAUAUUUCACCAUGAACAACAUCAUGUAUCGCAACUCAUCCAUUUCAAUGGGCUCCUAUAUCAUGAAUUCGACUGACAACACGUCUGAACACAAAAGUCCUUCGCCCAAUCCUCCAAGUCCAACAAAAAUAAAGCAUGCUACACAAGUAUAACGGUCUCCCUGUACAUCGAGAAAACAUUCAAGGGGCUUGGUGCCAAAAUAUUACUCAAGGAACAAAGAGCCAAAGCCGCCAUCCUUCAUCAGAACGAGGCACGUGGAGAGACAGUUAAACAGAAAAUAUUCAACUGGAGUUUAUAAAUGAAGCAGUAAAUUAGAGGGAUUUCAGGGAGCAUUUUACGGACUAUAAUCCAGUAUUGUGGUCAGAUCAGAGAGCUUGGAUGUACAUGUUCACAUCCACUAUGAACUGACCGUCUAUUGCAGGGAUCUCCAAACUGCGGCCCUGGGGCCGGAUGUGGCCCUUUGCUUGCCUUAAUGCGGCCCUUGGGGCAUUAU